CCAGGGCGCUCGCAGGGGCCGGGGAAAUGCGGGCACGCAGGCUGGGGCGGUCCUGCAGCCCCCGAUGUGCUGCGCCAGGGUGAACGGACAUUAUGGACCGCGGCCCGCGGGUCUGGCGGCCGUGCCGCGGUAAAUCCCGCUCCUGGUCCGUGCUGAACGCCAGGCAGGGCCAGGCAAGGCCGGGCCGCGGAGGAGAUCGGUGUCCUGCCGCGAUCCAGCCGGGAGUUAGCCUGGAGCAAAGCGGGCAGGAACGCGGCGCUGCCCCGGAACUGAUCCCCCGCAGGGAUUACCGCAUCGCAGCCGCGGCAGAGCGGGUGUCUGUGGCCCGGGAGGUCUGGCCGGAGUUUGGCAAGUGGGUUUCUCAGCGCCUGGGGACGGUGCCGUGUCGCACAGAGGCUGUCACAUCGCCGGCACCACGUGGCUGCGGGUCACCUUUCUCAGAGCUCCCCCCGCUGUCCGAUGAAAGCUGUAGUGGCCGUCAGGCUCCUGCCUCUGCAGGACUUGUGCCAGGGCUCUGCCGCCUCCGCUCGCUCCGGUUGUACCUUUGCCUGCGUGAGUGUUGCCCGUGUCUGUUCUGCCCGCCGUGGUCCCAGGCCUCUGCUCACUGUGUACGUCCUGAGCCGCAUUCCUCAUCAGCGAUGCUCUCCUGCCUUUUGCAGUCCCAGUUGCAGCACAAAGCCCUGUGUGAAUACUCAGAGUGCCUGCUGCUCUUACCUGCCAGCAACAUUGCAAUGAGAAGGGAUGUCCAGGAGGGCCAGGCUCGAUGUUUAUCUCGCCUGGGAAGGCACAAGGAGGCUCUGGAUAUUGCAGAAAAAAUGAGAAACAGCGCUACUAACACAGAUCACUUAACGACAGUUCUCAACCUGCAGUUUUCCAUUUACCAGGAUCUGGAAAAUGUAGAAAAAAAGAUGAUGUGUCUGCAGCAACUGAUCUGCUUGCAUCCUUUCAAUCCCUGGUUCUGGAAGUUACUUGCUGAAGCUUAUAUGAGCCUUUUCCAGAGUUUGGCUCCAUUGGUCAUUCCAGAAGCAAAUCUAAAUCAGUCUGAAGAGGUUUGUGUAAGCAAUAGCAGUUUCAAAACAUCGACUGGCAGAGAGAAGAAUUUGCAGCCUCGCAGAUCAGAUGGCCAGAAAGACAGCCCUUGGUUCAGCCUGGCAGCAGGAACAAAGGGGGAGAAUGCAGUGACUUGUCCCAGCAGCCAAGUGGUGACAGAACACCUCUGCACUUCAGGAGAACUGGAAUGGACAGACAAAGAAAAGUGUGCAGACUCCAAGUCCUGGAAGCAGAACAUGUUAAAGAAAGUUGGGAUAAAAGCAUGUGCCUCAUUUAUUAGAGCAAGGCUUUUACUUCAGCUUACCCAGUCACAACAGUUGUCCUUUGUGCUAGAGAAUAACAGAAAAGGUCAAAAAGAAAUUGAUGACAAAGUGGCUCUGCUUGGUUUUGAUGAAAACUCCUUGCUGUUGAUGACCAAAGCAAUGGGGCAGGAUCUUAUACCAGAAAAACUAAAAGAGGAGUUUCAGGGUGAGGUAAAAUGCAUAGGCCCUUCAGCAUUGUCAUCACUGGUAACUGCUUCAGUCAGGGAAUUUGAAAUCAAAUGGUUUGAUAAUCUCCAAGAUGAUUUGUGUCACUUUGACAGACAAUUUUAUUGAGAUAUGUAUCUCCCACCUUCAGUAACAUAGAUGUUUUGUUGUAUUUAUUCUUGUAUCUCCAAGUGAUUAUGGCAUGUUACAUGCAAUAAAGUUUAUAUUACAUUUUUAAA
Molecule: messenger RNA, 1756 nt
Organism: Prinia subflava (tawny-flanked prinia)
Lineage: Eukaryota; Metazoa; Chordata; Aves; Passeriformes; Cisticolidae
Gene: C1H8orf76
Product: chromosome 1 C8orf76 homolog
Exons: 5
Coding region: 93-1646 (517 amino acids)
Molecular function (GO): protein binding
Source: RefSeq, a predicted model, not a curated record